AUGUUCUUGGCGAAUCCCAUUGAGCAGCUACCUAUCCUCCUGCCCGGAUUGGACAUCCAUGUUUACGACUUAUUCGACUCGGUCCCCUGCAAUGGCACGUGCGGCAUGACCCAGUUUGUGGAGUGUGUUCCACACGACCAGACCAACUGCAGAAUCGAUGAAACAUUCAACAUCGGCAACAAUAACGUCGGCCUGAAUAACUGGGGCAACAGCAACCAAGGAUCGUACAACAUAGGCAGCAACAACAUGGGGAACUCUAACAGGGGCAGCAACAACACCGGCACGGGGCUUUUCUGCAACAAUCUCCAGCAGGGUCAGGGCUCCUGCACUUUGGACAUGCUGAGGACUGCUGAGACCGUGUACAUGUAG
Messenger RNA from Auxenochlorella protothecoides, 369 nucleotides. RefSeq lists its product as hypothetical. The transcript has 2 exons. Bases 1 to 369 code for a protein of 122 amino acids. Lineage: Eukaryota; Viridiplantae; Chlorophyta; Trebouxiophyceae; Chlorellales; Chlorellaceae. The record is from RefSeq and is a predicted model, not a curated record.